GUUCCUUUUCUAGUUUCCUUAAACGUGAGGGAGAGGGGGAGAGGAAGAGAGAGGAGGAAUGUCGACUGUGAAAAUACCUCCGGUGGCACCUUCCGCCCGCGAUGAUGCCAUGCAAAUCUACCGUGCCUUCAAAGGAAUAGGCUGUGAUAGUGCGGCAAUUAUCAAUAUUCUAGCUCACAGGAAUGCUACACAACGCUCUCACAUCCAACAAGAAUAUGAAACCAUGUACACUGAGGAACUUAGAAAACGUUUGUCGUCAGAGCUGAAUGGCCAUUUCAAGAAAGCAGUAUUGCUGUGGAUGCAAGAGCCAGGGGCACGCGAUGCUAACAUUGUGAAGAAUGCCUUAAAAGGAACUGUUAAAGAUCAUAAAGCUGUUACCGAAAUAAUAUGUUCUCGUACUUCAUCCCAGAUUGGACAACUCAAGCGAGCUUAUUUUACACAUAUUGGUACUAAUCUUGAAGAUGACAUUGAAUCUGAAGCAUCUGGUGAUCAUAAGAAGUUGUUGCUAGCCUUCAUAAGUACAUCCCGCUAUGACGGCCCAGAAUAUGAUGACAUUGUGGUAGAGAACGAUGCUAAAGCUCUGCAUAAAGCUGCGAAGAAAUUUGGACUGGAAGAAAAGACUUUCAUACAGAUUUUCAGUGAAAGAAGCAGGGCACACCUUGCUGCUGUUAGUAUCUGCUACCAAAAGAUGUACAAAAAACCCUUAGAGAAGGCAAUAAGAGAUGAAGCGCAUAAAAGUUUUGAAUAUGCCCUUAAAACCAUAUUAAGAUGUGCAGAAAGUACUGCAAAGUUCUAUGCUAAGGCAUUGCGGAAGGCAAUGAAAGGUCUAGGAACGGCUGACACUGCCCUAAUCAGGAUUGUUGUUACAAGGGCCGAGAUUGACCUGCAUUAUAUAAAGGCAGAAUACCGUAAAAAGUAUGGGAAAACUUUGAAUGAUGCCGUCCAUUCUGAAACAUCAGGCCAUUACAGAACCUUUCUGCUAUCUCUUUUAGGUGCCAAUCAUUAGGCUCAAGGGGAAGGGAUAUCAUCCAGGGUACGGUUUGAUCCUAGCUAGAAAGAAGAGGCGGACUUUCUCAUGAUCUGAUCCUGUGAUCACACCUUGAUUUGGGAUGAACAGCUUAUCUUCUUAUACACAUUGAUUGCCAGAAAUAUAGAACCUUCCUGUGUCAAUCAAUGAAGAUUUUCUAGUGUGUAUUUUUGUGUAUUGUUUAAACUCAUACUUUGUUAUACCAGUAAACAUAUUCUUGCACUGUUUGAGCAAUUAUUUA
Theobroma umbraticum is the source of this 1268-nucleotide messenger RNA. It is a transcript of the gene ANN5, whose product is annotated as annexin 5. The record is from RefSeq and is a predicted model, not a curated record. Lineage: Eukaryota; Viridiplantae; Streptophyta; Magnoliopsida; Malvales; Malvaceae. Gene Ontology annotation, molecular function: calcium ion binding; phosphatidylserine binding; calcium-dependent phospholipid binding. Gene Ontology annotation, cellular component: plasma membrane; cytoplasm. Gene Ontology annotation, biological process: response to heat; response to cold; response to salt stress.